AUGUGGUCUACAGAUACCAGAGGCAGCGUGCGCGGGGGAGCAUACAGGUGGACGGUUGUUACCAAUCUUUACCGCAUCAAUCUCUAUUUCGUACCGUGCAAAUACUUGGAAAACGGUGCCUGUGUAACCUUGACUGACAUCUACGAGUCCAGAUCGGACGACUCGGGGAACAAGGGUCCGCUCUACCCUUUCGACGAGACCGCUUUGGACAUUUCCGACACUGUCACGGGCUCCUGGUAUCUGGAGUCCAGCCUCUACAUCACGGAGGGCUCGAGGCUUGUGGUGCAGGGGUUGAGCAAGGGCGGGGACUGCGACCACCUCCUGCUGGCCUCGUCUCCGGAGAAGUUCAUCAACGUACGGGCGCACGGCGGCGAGCUCAUGCUCGACGGCACCCACGUGGAGUCGUGGGACUUGGCGGCGGGGACCGUCGACGAGAACAACGAAGACGGCCGAAGCUACCUGAGCGCGAUUAGCGAGGUCAUCACUGACCCAACGGAAACCUGCGACGGCACGGCGAAGAACGAUAUGGGGGAGGCUAGGAUGGACAUCAUCGACUCGGAAGUCAACCGCACAACACAAACAAGUCACUCUGCCCCCCUUACUUCUCGCUUGCCACAAUACAAAACAGACCUAGGGUGGUACGACUCUGAGAGCUACGGCAUCUCCUACAAGGUCCGAGGCUUCUGCACGGACCUCUCCAACCCGGAGCUGUUCGACUCUGUGUCCGUGACCGGAGACAUCCUCGGCUCUGACAUCCACGACAACUACUUCGGCCACUACUCCUAUGGGCACCAGGGGGGCAACUGGAGCCACAACAAGAUGCACCACAACAUCGGCUACGGUUUCGACCCGCACGACGACUCUGACUACCUCACCAUCCACAACAACGAGGUCUACAACAACGGCUGGCACGGAAUCAUCGCCUCGAAGAGGUGCGAUCACGUCAGCAUCCAGAACAAUCACGUGCACGACAACGGCCACAUCAACGAGGCCGGCCAGCGCACGGGCAACGGCAUCAUGCUCCACCGCAGCUCGGACUACGGCACGGUGAAGAACAACGUCAUCCACGACAACAUGGACUCGGGCGUGGCCCUGUACGAGAGCUCGUACUGCGCGGUUUCUGACAACAAGAUCUACGGCAGCAAGAACGGCAUCCGUAUGUCGCUGGGAUCCUCCGACAACCUCUUGUACGAGAACGACAUCAUCAUCAACGGUCCCGAUGCUAAGUACGCCAUCUACCUCUACCAGGGCAACGACAUCCCCGACGUCUCUGACGGCAGGCUGAGGAACAACCACAUCUUCGACAACAGCCUCGUCAGCGACAACCAGGUGGUGAAGAUGCUCAACUCCGACGACACCGCUUUCGAGGGCAACGUGGUCUACGGCAGAGUGUCUCGCUUCAAGAACUCGUUCAACACCCUCUGGAAGAGCAACUUUGUUGAGGACGGCAUCCACGACUACAAGCUCGAGCUCAACUCUUGCUUCGACCCGGAGAGUGACAUCGAGGAGCCCGACACCUACGAGGAUGUGGCGGCCAUGGAGGAGGAAGAGGCAACCACCUACUCGUACUCGUACGAUUUCGACGUCUCCGAGAGCGGCUUCUUCUGUGUAUGA
Messenger RNA from Ectocarpus sp. CCAP 1310/34, 1614 nucleotides. The record is from the annotation of a GenBank genome assembly. Lineage: Eukaryota; Phaeophyceae; Ectocarpales; Ectocarpaceae.